AUGGAACGUUGGUCGGGAAAAGUAGCUGUCGUAACCGGCGCAAGCUCUGGGAUCGGUGCCGCGAUCGCGAAGGAUUUGGCCAAAGCGGGACUGGUGGUCGUUGGAUUGGCACGCAGAGUGGACCGUGUCGAAGCAUUGAAGGCUGAUUUGCCGGAAGCGGCUGGCGAUCUUCUCUAUGCCGUCAAAUGCGAUGUGUCCAACGAAGAAGACAUUCUGCAGGUGUUCAAGUGGGUGGAGAAGAAGUUCGGAGGAGUUGAUGUUUUGGUCAACAAUGCCGGAGUUCUCCGAGAAACGGAUUUGAUAGAGUCCGAUAAUACCAAGAUGCUUAGAGAAGUAUUGGACACAAACGUUUUGGGGCUGGUGCUGUGUAGUCGGGAGGCCUAUCAAUCAAUGAAGAAACGAUCGGUCGAUGGUCAUAUCGUGCAUAUCAACAGCAUUGUUGGCCACAAUGUGCUGAACUUUCCAAAAUUCAAUAUUUAUCCUGCUUCUAAACAUGCUGUCACCGCCAUUACCGAAACUAUGCGGAACGAACUGAGAAACGCCGGAACCAAGAUUAAAAUUACGAGUAUCAGUCCUGGUGUGGUCCGCACAGAAAUUCUACCGGAUACAUUCGUAGAUGAAGGCUAUCCAAUGCUAGAAUCGGAAGACAUUUCCGAAGCUGUUUUAUUUGCGCUUGGAACGCCUCCACGAGUGCAAAUCCAUGAAGUCAUAAUCAAGCCAGUUGGUGAGAAGUUCUAA
Molecule: messenger RNA, 738 nt
Organism: Armigeres subalbatus
Lineage: Eukaryota; Metazoa; Arthropoda; Insecta; Diptera; Culicidae
Product: farnesol dehydrogenase-like
Exons: 2
Coding region: 1-738 (245 amino acids)
Molecular function (GO): oxidoreductase activity
Source: RefSeq, a predicted model, not a curated record